CUUUUUCCCUUUAAUUAUUCUUGAACGCUUUGAUUUUUAUUUUUUUCUAUGAUUUUGGUGGAAAGGGAAAGUUAUGUAUCAGCUUUAGGGAAUGGGUAUUCUAAAGUUUAGAGCUUUUCAAUGUUUUGGGAAUUUUUUUUCCUCUGCAACUUGAAUUUGUUUUCACCAAUUCUGUUGGAAAAUAUUACUGUUUAGAUUGUUUUCGGUUUGUUGGUAUUUUGUGGCUUUUCCAAUUAUAUAUGUAAUAGUCAUUUCCAAUAAGGAAGAUUUGUGCUUUUAUAGAAUCAUGCAAAUUAAACUGCCCUGAAAUUUUGGGUGCAAAAGGCGAAAUCUUUAACCUCCCACACCCCGGUGUUAUAGAGACUGUGAAGGAGUUAAAUCACUGUGACUCAAUGACCUAUAGGUGGUUGAACCAGUGCCACUCCACAAGAGGGAUAUCCCUAGUUGGAUCUUAAAAAGGAGGGUUAUUAUUUUUUAUUUUAUUUUUAUUUUUUCAGUUUCUUCUUUGUGAUCAGAGUUGAGAGAACAUUCAAUUAUGGGGUCUCUUGCAGAGGUAGUCCAGGAGAGAAAAAACAGUAAGCCCCCUGGAAUUCGAGUUUAUGAGGGCAUAACAAAGUCCAACCUGUCAUACAAGACAUAUCAAGCCAUUGUCUUGAUUGUAACAUUUUUUGCAUAUGCCGCGUAUCAUGCUGCAAGGAAGACAACGAGUGUUGUCAAAACAGCGCUUGAUCCAGAGUCGACUGGUGGGGGUUCGGACUCCCCAUGGCUGAGAGGUUAUACUCAGAAACCGAUUCAGAACUUGGGGAGUGUACGGGUUCUUGGAAAUGGUGGUUGGUCGCCUUUUGAUGGUUCUGAUGGCACAGCAUUGCUUGGUGAACUUGAUGUGGCUUUCCUUUUUGUGUAUGCGCUGGGAAUGUAUUUCUCGGGACACAUGGGGGAUAGGAUGGAUCUGAGGAUAUUUUUGAGCGUGGGAAUGGUGGGAACUGGUUUGUUCACUGUCCUGUUUGGAAUUGGAUAUUGGGCAAAUAUCCACUUCUUCUAUUACUAUUUGACAGUCCAAAUGCUUGCCGGUUUGUUCCAAUCCACGGGAUGGCCUUCAGUGGUUGCGUUAGUUGGGAAUUGGUUUGGGAAGAAGAAGAGAGGACUUAUAAUGGGAAUCUGGAAUGCCCACACUUCAAUUGGGAACAUUACAGGUUGCUUGGUUGCUUCGGUUUUACUGAAGUUUGGAUGGGGUUGGUCCUUGGUUGUUCCAGGGAUAAUUAUUACCUCCAUUGCCUUGGCAGUGUUCCUUUUCUUGCCAGUUCACCCUGACACUGUACGAGCUAACAAGGACGAAGAUGAAACGCGAUUCCCUGAAAAGGAAGCCGAGGAAGUGAAUGAACCUCUCCUGAAAUCUGAUGAAGAGGAGGAAUCAGCUGUGGGUUUCAUUGAAGCAUGGAAGAUCCCAGGGGUUGCCCCUUUUGCUCUUUGCCUUUUCUUUGCCAAGCUGGUGGCCUAUACAUUCCUCUAUUGGCUUCCUUUCUAUAUUAGCCACACAGCCAUAGAUGGGGCGUACUUGUCGAACGAGGAAUCUGGGAACUUAUCGACGCUGUUUGAUGUGGGAGGGGUGGUGGGUGGAAUCCUAGCAGGCUACAUAUCUGAUCACCUGGAUGCCAGAGCCAUAACAGCAGCAAGCUUCAUGUACUGUGCUAUCCCAGCCCUAUUCUUUUACAGGAGCUAUGGCCAUGUCUCCAUGGCGCUGAACAUCGUCCUCAUGUUGAUUGCUGGCAUGUUUGUGAAUGGACCUUACGCGCUGAUCACAACUGCAGUCUCGGCUGACCUGGGAACACACAGCUCGCUGAAAGGCAAUUCGCGGGCACUUGCAACUGUCACUGCAAUCAUUGAUGGAACCGGCUCCAUUGGCGCUGCCAUUGGACCACUGCUCACUGGCUACAUUUCAGCUGAGAGUUGGAAUGGCGUUUUCACAAUGCUGAUGAUCGCAGCACUAAUUGCUGGUUUGCUGCUGACUAGGCUAGUUGUGGCUGAGAUAGCCGCGAAGAUUCAGUACUCGAGGAGCCAAGCAGAGCCAAGGUCAAGGUCUCCUGCACUUGGAAGUGUAAACAUGGCAUAAAGGGUGUGCUUAUAAUGCUUUUUUCUGGCUAUUUGGAUAAGUUUCAAGCUUUCUUCUCAGCCUUAGACCACAGAUGAAGAGGUGAGAUUUGACACCAUAAAUCAAUAUCAGGACGGUAUAGUAUGGUGUGGAAGACAGAAUAGGUGUCUCUUCUUGUUCUUGUAUACAAAUUUACAAGUAUAUUUUUUCAAUCUUUGUGGCAUAAAAUGAUAAGAGCAUUCCAUCCAGAAGCCUGGAUGAUGGCUGAUUGUAUUAUACACCAUUUCUUGUAUAUAUUUUUCUUCAUUAGAUAUUGAAAAACAAAUCCUACCAUGCAGAAAGAGAAACUUUUGCAUUA
Messenger RNA from Ipomoea triloba (trilobed morning glory), 2447 nucleotides. Its product is annotated as putative glycerol-3-phosphate transporter 1. Lineage: Eukaryota; Viridiplantae; Streptophyta; Magnoliopsida; Solanales; Convolvulaceae. The transcript is spliced from 3 exons. The record is from RefSeq and is a predicted model, not a curated record. Gene Ontology annotation, cellular component: membrane. Bases 536 to 2110 code for a protein of 524 amino acids. Gene Ontology annotation, biological process: transmembrane transport; phosphate ion homeostasis. Gene Ontology annotation, molecular function: transmembrane transporter activity.